AUGUUUGUGCGGCUGCAGAGGAAGCUGCAGACUCAGCUGCUGUCUGCUCUCAGGAGCACACGGGCGCCAUUGAGGCUCAAGCUGCAGGCCCGCGCCUGUGCAGCGGGCUCCUCAGCUCUCCACUUGCACAGCGACCACCUCGUGGUCAGCUAUGAGGGCACCCGGAUGCGACUGAACUUCGUGUGGCUGCGGGACCACUGCCGCUCAGCCUCGUCCUACAACUCCAAAACCAACCAGAGGAACCUGGACACCGGCAGCAUAGAGCUCAACAUCCGCCCUGUCACUACAGCAGUGGAGGGGGGGCACCUCGUCCUCACGUGGCUUGAUGGUCAUGUGUCCAAGUACAGCCUGAGCUGGUUAGCUCAGAACAGCUAUGAGAGGAAAAAGCAGAGAACUGUCCAGCCUCGCAUCCUUUGGAACUCGGACAUCUACAAAAACAAAAACGUACCAUCAGCCAAGUGGGAGAGAUUUAUGAGCUGUGAUGACGAACUGAAGAAGUUUCUUCAGAACUAUCUUCUGUACGGGAUCGCGUUUGUUGAUGAUGUCCCAGCCACAGUGGAGGCCACGGAGGCGGUUUCCAAGAGGGUCAGUCUUAUCAGAGAGACCACGUAUGGUGGAAUGUGGAGCUUUACUUCCGACCAUUCCAGAGGAGACAGCGCCUACAGCCAGCUGGCCCUGGAUCGCCACACUGACACCUCCUACUUUCAGGAGCCAUGCGGAAUACAGGUUUUCCACUGCCUAAAGCACGAGGGCACUGGGGGAAGGACACUACUUGUAGAUGGGUUUUACGCUGCAGAGAAAUUACGGCAGCGGUCGCCUGAAAACUUUGAGCUGCUUUCCCGUGUGCCUAUCGGACACGACUACAUUGAAAACACUGACACCCACCGAAACCACAUGAACGGCAUCGGCCCUGUGCUAAACGUCUAUCCUUGGAACGAUGAACUUUACCUGAUCAGAUACAACAACUAUGACCGAUCGGUGAUUAACACAGUCCCCCAUGAGGUUGUCCAGAAGUGGUAUGCAGCACAUCGAGAGUUGACAACAGAACUAAGGCGGCCAGAGAACGAGCUGUGGGUCAAACUGACUCCAGGGAAAGUGGUUUUCAUAGACAACUGGCGAGUCAUGCAUGGGAGGGAGUCGUUCACCGGCUUGAGGCAGCUGUGUGGGUGUUAUCUGACCAGGGAUGACGUCCUCAGUGCAGCACGUGGCUUCGACCUGCAGGCCUGAUCCUGGACAUGAUCGUUGCUUCCAUUCUGUGCCUUAUUGUUCUGCUUUUUUAAUAUACGAUUACUCAGGUCGGCACUUCAGAACAAUCACAACAGCCUAUUUCUGUCCCAUUGGGCAAAGGGAUAUUAUAUGUAAGGUCACGCACAUUUUGUGCAGGAAUUAGGAAAGACCCUGAGAAGAGCCCAUUCAGUUUCAAUUCAGAUUCCUUUAUGUAUCCCAAAGGAAAUAAAUCGGCCCGACACGUAUGAGAGUGAAAUUUAGUGCAGGUCCAAAUAAAAAGCCAGAUCUAGUGAAUUUAAAUGUUUUAUAAGGGGAUUGUUGGGCCUUGAUGGAGGUUUGCACUCUACUGAUUUAUCUCUCAUAUUUUUCAGUCACCUAAUCAUCAUCUAAUUUCCACAAUACUGGUGUGUUAUGAUA
This is a messenger RNA of Limanda limanda (common dab), 1644 nucleotides long. RefSeq names its product trimethyllysine hydroxylase, epsilon (gene tmlhe). The transcript is spliced from 7 exons. The record is from RefSeq and is a predicted model, not a curated record. Gene Ontology annotation, biological process: carnitine biosynthetic process. The coding region runs from base 1 to 1227 and encodes 408 amino acids. Gene Ontology annotation, cellular component: mitochondrion. Gene Ontology annotation, molecular function: trimethyllysine dioxygenase activity; iron ion binding. Lineage: Eukaryota; Metazoa; Chordata; Actinopteri; Pleuronectiformes; Pleuronectidae.